Messenger RNA from Cebus imitator (Panamanian white-faced capuchin), 4387 nucleotides. RefSeq names its product sperm autoantigenic protein 17 (gene SPA17). Gene Ontology annotation, biological process: binding of sperm to zona pellucida. The transcript has 5 exons. Bases 95 to 559 code for a protein of 154 amino acids. Gene Ontology annotation, molecular function: calmodulin binding. Gene Ontology annotation, cellular component: membrane. The record is from RefSeq and is a predicted model, not a curated record. Lineage: Eukaryota; Metazoa; Chordata; Mammalia; Primates; Cebidae.
AAAAAACGGUUACCUAGCAACGAGAAAAACAACCGGAACCAGUGGCACCAGCUGGGAGAGAAAGGAGGUUCCACAGGCAGUUCUUACCAAGAAGAUGUCGAUUCCAUUCUCCAACACCCACUAUCGAAUUCCACAAGGAUUUGGGAAUCUUCUUGAAGGGCUGACACGCGAGAUUCUGAGAGAACAACCGGACAAUAUACCAGCUUUUGCAGCAGCAUAUUUUGAGAGCCUUCUAGAGAAAAGAGAGAAAACCAACUUUGAUCCAGCAGAAUGGGGGAGUAAGGUAGACGACCGCUUCUAUAAUAAUCAUGCAUUUGAGAAGCAAGAACCACCUGAGAAAUGUGAUCCUAAACAAGAAAAGUCUCAGAUAUCUGGGAAGGAGGAAGAAACACCAGUCACCAUCUUAGACUCUUCUGAGGAAGAUAAAGAAAAAGAAGAGGUUGCUGCUGUCAAAAUCCAAGCUGCCUUCCGGGGACACAUAGCCAGAGAGGAGGUAAAGAAAAUGAAAACAGAUAGUCUUCAAAAUGAGGAAAAUGAGGAAAAAGAGGAAAACAUGUGAGGACACUGUUUUUACCUCCAGGAAACAUGAAAAAUAAUUCAACUCCAUUAAUGUUCUUGUUAUUGUCUUUUUUUCCUGAAUAAGGAAGAUUAGAUGUUGUGAAAUAACAUUUGUUGCUGUUGUGAAAAUCUGUCAUGAGCAUUUGUUUAAUAAGCAUACCAUUGAAACAUGCCACUUGAAGAUUUCUCUGAGAUCAUGAGUUUGUUUACACUUGUCUCAAGCCUAUCUAUAGAGACGCUUGGAUUUAGAAGUAUAGAACUAAAGUAUCUGAGAUUACAGAGAUCUCAGAGGCUAUGUGGUCUAACCAUUACCAAAUAAAUAAAUCCUCGCUAUCACAUCCCCCAAAGAUGUUCUUGAGCUCCUGUUUCACUCCUAGUGAUAAAAAAUUUCACUGCUUUUUAAGGAUAGUCCAUUUAAAUUUAGAAUUUUUAGAAAGAUAAGCUGGGUCAAAACUCUGCCUCCUUCAGCCUGGCCAACAUGGUGAAACUUCAUCUCUACUAAAAAUACAAAAAUUAGCCAGACAUGGUGACAUGCGCCUGUAAUCCCAGCUACUCAGGAGGCUGAGGCAGAAGAAUCACUUGAACCCAGGAGGCGGAGGUUGCAGUGAGCUGAGAUUGUGCCACUGUACUCCAGCCUGGGCGACAGAGGAAGACUCCGUCUCAAAAAAAAAAAAAAAAAAAAAAAAAAUCUGCCCCCUUGUAAAUUUAACUCACUUGUUUUCAUUUAUCAUACAUGCGUUCGAUUAUUUAUUGAAAAUGUAUUGAGCACUAUUUAUGUGCUGGGAAUUAGUAGUGAAUACUGUUCUUACACUUACACAACUUACAAUUUUUUAUUGUUUUGCUCUCCAGAACAUCACAUUGGAAAACGCAAAAGCUAUCAUAUCAUGCUGUCUUCUUCAGUUAAAACUUCCCAAGUUUUUUUAAUAUACAAUGGUAUAUUAGAAAAGUAUACAAAUGGUAAUGCCUAUUUUACAAACUCAGAGGCCUUAUAUCUUAUUUGAAUGGUUCACUGAACCAUUCAAAUCCCCAGUGCCUUAUUUUUAGAAAGUUCAGUCUCUCCCUUUUGAGGCCCCUCCACCCUUGAUUGUCUAAGAAACUGAGGGUUCAUGUCUUAGACCAAAAGGUGCAGUUCUCUUCCCAAUACGAAAGGUAGAAACUGCAGUCUUACCAUUUAGUUAAUGUUGUUGCCUUCUACCGUAAUGUUGUAACAUAGUCCAGCAGACUGAGGUGAUUCUCUGGCUGGUUCCAAUUCCUGCCUGCACCAUAGUGGAUGGUCCGUGAUUUAGUUCCAGGAUUACAUCUCUCUUCAUUCAUAGUUCCACAACCAUUGUUCCCAAAGCUCAAAAACAAGGCGGGAUGGCCCAGUCCUGAGGAGUUUCUAAAACUAGGUAUAUGUUAUGUCAUAAAUAAUACUCUUCUACAAACACUUUGAUCCUUGUCAUAGGCUUAGAUGUACUCUUUCUCCAAAGCAGUUUUAUUUCAGGUGCCUCACUGCCCAUUCCUGGCACUGAGCCUUUAUCAGGCACUGCAACAGAGGUUCACCCAAGAGAUCUCCACUCAAACACAGUUGAUUCACACCAACCCUUUUAAGGUUAUGGCAUUCAUUCUCUAAUGUGCACUCAUACAGGUGGCCUUUCUCCUUCUAAAGUCUUGCUACCACUAUAAAGAAUUUCAUGAUAGCUAAAUACAAGUCUCUAACAUCCUCCUUAACCCCUCUCCUCUUGGCUUAGAGAGGAAAAGAAAUCAAUCCUCCAGGAUUCCAGCUGCUCAUCCCUCCCAUUCCACUGAAAGCACCAGCUUCCAACACCUUCCCCUCCUGAACAAAGCCAUCCUGCUUAGAGGAUUAUCAAGGGGGACCCAGAAUUUAUGCAAAGAUUUAGAUUCCCUGACCGGGAGAGGAGACCAGAGAGAAAAAGAGAUUUUUUUUUCCAUAGUGAAUAUAUAGCAGGAAGAAAAAAAGAAAUGAGUUAGCUUUUUCAGUAAUUCUCUUGUUAUACACAUAAAGUAACUAACACUCUGCGUUCCAUACACAUACACACGCACACACGCAUACAUCUAGUGGUGGUGAUAUUUGUAGUGAAGGAGAAAAAGGAAAAUUUGAGCAAUGGAUGUGAUAUUAUGACAACAACACAUAUGAAUGACACUUUCUUAGAACUUACCUGGUUUUCCUCUUAUCUCUCUGGCUGUUCCUUCUCAAUUCCCUUUCCUGGUAACUCUUCAACUCCCCAACCACUGAAUACUAAGUGCGCUUAUGCUCAGUCUUUUGACCCCAUUUCUAUACUCACUUGAUUUCCUGCAGUCUUAUAGCUUUAAAAUCCUUGUUCUUAAUGAUUACUCCCAGACCUUUCUCUCCUCUGCCUGAGAACUUCUAUAUCGAUAUUCAACUGCCUAUAUGACAUCCCCAUCUGGAUGUCUAUAGGCAUCUCAAAAGUAACAUAUCAAAAACGACUCCUGAUGUUGUCCCCAAAUCUGAAACUUUCUCACACCCAAGUUUUUCCAUUCAAAAAUGGCUGCUCCAGUCUUCCAUUUCCUUGGGCCAAAAACCUUGAAUUCAUCUUUAAUGCUUCACUUUCUUUCACACCCCAUAUACAAUCUAUCAGCAAAACCUGUAGGCUGUACCUAGAAAAUAAAUUCAAAAUCUGCCUACUUCUCACCACUUUCAUUGUUACCACCUUGGUCCUAGUUCAUAUGAUGUCCUUGUGAAUUAUUGCGAUAACCUAUACUGGUCAGUGAUUGUCUCACUACUGCUGCACAACCCAUUCCAAAGUCAGCGCUUUAAGACAAUUAUCUUUUCUCCUGGGUCUGUAGGUCAGUGGUAAUAUAGCUGAGCUAGGCUGGACUACAACCUCGAGGCUCGCUUUGGGUUUGUGGGCUGACAAGAGGAAGGUCUGCUUCAGGCUGUGGGCCCAUGGGUCAACUGCAGCACAGCGCCUCUGCUUCACAUGUCCUAUUCUGAGCCCAUGCUGAAAGAUAUUAUCCAGGACAAGCUCUUCUCAUGCUGGUCACAGAAGACAAACAGGAAAACCCAGCAUUCAAGAGUACUUCAAGCUUUUGCUAAUAAUAUCACUUCCACUGACAUCCCAUAUUUAAAAAAAAAAAAAAAAAAGUCAUCGAAUGAAGCCCAAAGAGGAUGAGGAAAUACACUGUUCACCAUGUAUGCAUAAUACUACUACAGAGUAGUGAAGAAUUGGGACCAGUAAUUUAAUCUGCUUUCUUGAUUAUAUCUUUCCCACAUGCAAACUAGACCCACUUCUAUUCCAAAACCCCUGAAAGUUCCAUCACAUCUUUGAAGUCCAGGAUCUCAUGGUCUACAUCAGGUCCAGAUAUAGCUCUUCUUGACAUAGAGACCUAUGAAUUAAAACUGCAAGUAUCUUUUUCUCGCAUACCAAACAUACAACAAAUGAUGGAUUAGCGAUGAUAAUAACCACAAAAAAAAUACCCUUAUUCACAGAGGAGAAAAAUGGAGGCAGAUUAUAGCCACUGGUCCAUAACAAUUAGGAAAUCUCGCUGGACAAUGGUUGUCAGGUUUCUCUAUUGGAGGGAAUUACGUUUCAUGAUUAGGCACUGAUUCUGCUCCCUAAGAAUGAUUUUCCAGUCUAUCUUCCACAGCUCUUGGUUCUACACUCUAGGGAAUCAUUCUUUUACCCUCAUCUUCCUUAGUCACUUGCAAAGGACAUUAGAGAAUAUGCCCUUUUUGGUGGAUAAAUGGGUUCUUCAACCUGCUUUUUGCCUGUAGAAAAUUAGAGCCCAAUAAUCUGUUUAUAUCCUCUAGAGUGUCAAUCUCUUUCAGCUGGUACUGGUACUUUUGCCAAUAAAGUUCUUUUUUAAA